Molecule: messenger RNA, 627 nt
Organism: Encephalitozoon romaleae SJ-2008
Lineage: Eukaryota; Fungi; Microsporidia; Unikaryonidae
Product: 26S proteasome regulatory subunit S5A
Exons: 1
Coding region: 1-627 (208 amino acids)
Source: RefSeq, a predicted model, not a curated record
AUGCCUGAGACUAUUGUUGUAUUGUUUGAUAAUGGAAUGGCUUCUCAGAAUCAAGAUUAUCUCCCAAGUAGACUUAUAGUACAGAAGGAAACCGUGGAGUCUUUGAUAUCAAGAAAGUUUGAAGACAACCAGGAAAACACAAUAGGAAUAAUUCCUUUGGUGCAAACACAAUCUAAUGAUAUAAUCACACCUACAAAGCAAAGGCCUUACAUAAAGACUUUUCUUAACGAGAUAAAGCUGAGCAGAAAUGUAGAUAUUAUGGGAUGUCUUUCUCAGUCUCUCCACAUCUUCAAUCAAAAAGAUUCUCCAGGAUGUAUGCUAGUGAUUUUUCUUGGUUCUGAACCUCCGGAAACAGAAAAAGAUGAGCUAUUUGCAAGACUAUACCAACUUCUAACAUUCGGGAUCAUGAUAAAGAUGGUCUUCUUUGGUGAGGCAAUCGAGAUGGCGGAAGCCUACAAAAAGAUCGACUUCACAAACUUUUCAUGUAUAGAGGUCAAACCCAGUGAGGAGUUUGCCGACCGAGUCUUAUCGUUUAUAAAUGGGGAUGAACACCUUGAAGAAGACGAUCCAGAAUUAGCAGAGGCAAUUAGGCUGUCUCUUGAGGAGCAAAAGAAACAACAAAAAUAA